Mercenaria mercenaria is the source of this 7606-nucleotide messenger RNA. RefSeq lists its product as uncharacterized. Lineage: Eukaryota; Metazoa; Mollusca; Bivalvia; Venerida; Veneridae. The record is from RefSeq and is a predicted model, not a curated record. The transcript is spliced from 4 exons. Bases 515 to 1453 code for a protein of 312 amino acids.
AUGUUUACAUCUGUCCCGAUACGGAACUAGACAAAAAAAGCUGAAGAACAGUUGCCCUGGGAACAAUGCCAUUUAGAACUGAAAUAUGAAUCAUAGCGAGAAUAUUGGUAAAACGAUUGUUGCGAUGUUGCGACUCGCGGUGUUUCUAAACAUCACAGCAGCAGAGCUAAAAAUAGUCGUUCUUCAGUAGAGCCGUUCGCUUGAACAGAGAAACUUUCAUUUUCCGUUAGUAAGUCCGCGACGUGACACCGGGCUAUAAAUACUGUGCGACGGAACGGUUAUUAAACUGAUUUUGAAAUUUGUGGAAGGAUAUUGAUAUUUUCUUUCUACAAUUUACUGCACUGUGACUAUUCGUGAAUGAAAUAAUUAUAUCUAUUUACAAUAUCAUAUUUCAUUUUUGAUCUAUCAAUUUCAGUGAAAUUCUCUAGGCGAGAUAAGACUUUACAUUGAGUGGAACAGCACAUAUACUUAAGGGAUUUUAUUUUUUCGAAAUAUAGCAAAUAUUAUAAUUAAAAUGGGUCUAGGAAUUUAUGCCAUUACAGUUGGACUUAUUUUUGUUUUACCCUGUGUACUGGGGUGUUCAAAGUUCAAGCCCGGUGCACGUGCGUCAGAAACCAAAGACGACUUUGAUACGGACGAAAGGAAAGUGUAUUAUUCUGAAGUUGUGGUGUUUGGUGAAAUAGUCGGAAAAGUUGCUAAAACUGAUAAAAGGAAUUUUCCAUAUAAGGAUGUAGAAGGCGUCGACACAGUGGAGUUUAAAGUGAAUUGUACAUACCUCGGAGGUCCCGACAUCCCUUCAACUAUCUACAUUUCAGGAAUAGGUAAUGAGAAUGGCGAGAUCCCUGGGUGUCCCCCUGCUCCAGUUGGUGCAUCGAAAGAAGCAGUGAUGUUUCUAAAGCGUGCCGAAAUACCUGGUCACAAUGAUGUGUUUGAAACGGAAUUUAAACCAAACUUUGGUGAAGUAGAAAUUAUGUUGGACGAUUUAUCUCUAACCUGCGGCUUAAAUUUAACUGAGAAUUCACAUGAGAUUUGUAAAGACUAUCCACCAUUAACCCUCGAGGAAGAGUGUAUCAAAUGGGAACCAAUUGUCAUUACUCCAAAGCCUAAACCGGAAAAAACCACUAAGCCUAAACCGGUAGUAACCCCCAAGCCUGAACCGGUAGUAACCCCCAAGCCUGAACCGGUAGUAACCCCCAAGCCUGAUUCAGAAGGAGAACCUACAGAGCCUGAACCAAAAGAAGAAGAAACAAAUAUAGAUACUCCAGAUGACACAGUAAUUGACAUUGAUGCUACAAACAACGGCAAAAAUGACAAAUCAGAUCCAGGCUACAAAACAGACAAAAAUACCGCUCCUGCGGGUACCUCGACUGGUGAUAAUGGAAAUGGAUCCACGCUAGUUACAUCUUCUCUUUUAGUUACCCUUAUUACAUUUUUUCUUACAAUAGUUGUUUGAUUAAUGGAAAUCAUUUAGAAAGAAUUGACGUUUAACUAAUUGACAUCUGAACGAUAUAUCUGGCUGUAUUAAGUGAUUCAGACAUCAGAAAUCAUUCCUCCAUGGCUUAUUGUGAUAAAUGAAGGAUGCUGAACUGCGCCAGACUGAAUAUUUUGAAUGUGUGCACCACUCGGGUCGUCCUCGAAACACCUUAUUUUGUGCGGAUGGUCUCGUCUGGAGUCGCGAUGUGUCUGUUUUUAUCAGUAUAGGGUGUUAAAGUGUUGAAAAUCUUAAACUUAAAGAGUUCCGGAGCACUUUCGAGAUACUGGACGCAGUGAUAUCAAGCCAUUGGUUCUUGCUGAAGUUAGGAUGGGCCUAUAACUUUUCCAGAUAUGAAAAGGUCAUAUCUCUACAGGAUCUGUAAUUUAAGAAAUAAAAUUUAUCUCACCAACCCAGAGUAAAAGCUCAACUUGUUGUGUUGCUACGUGCAUCUAAAUCGUACAUUUUUGUAGUGUAGUGCAGACCAUUUCAUAAAAAUAUUGUUCAUAAUAAUAAAACUAUUUAUCUGUUAUAAUAGAACUAUUCCUCUGUUACAAAAGAGCUAUUCCUCUGUUCUAAUAGCACUAUUAAAUGGCUAUUUGGGAAAACAAUUAACAAGCAAGAAAUGCACCCGUCAACACUAUAAAAUUUGCUUGACAAAGCAAGAUAAUAGUAUUCUCUUUUUUUUGAAUUCUAGUUUUAUUUAUGUCAAAAUGAAUUAAUUUUCUCCAUUCAACUUCGGUAUAACACUCCUUACUCGAAAAUAUUACACGUAUACUCGUCCAAAAAAAAGCAUCCCAAAAUACGGCAUUUAACCGUGAACGAGAAUAUAGGUAAAUGCUUUAGGCUUGUUACCACAUGUUUCAAUAAUAAUCACAUUUUAUCGUUGUUAUGGCUGACAGAAAUAGGCACAGAGUAUAUAAACUUGCAAAAUUUGCUUGAUGCGUAUGAAUGUUGUUUUGUGCUUCAGAUAAUUGUAUGACAAAAUUCCUCUUAUUCAUCUAAGCAAAAGUAAAGCCUUGGUUACCACAUUUCAAAGAUGAAAAUGACCAAAUAACUCUGAAUUGAACUACGCAGAAGUUAAGCAUAUGUUAUAUGGAAGUUAGUUUUGAUUAAUAUAUUUUGAAAAUGACGUAUGCCGUGUACAGCAAAGUAUAUACGGAAGCUUAUUAGGGCCUACAGUUGGUGAGAUGUUUUGUGCUAAGUCGACUUGUCUUUACUCGCCUAGAUAAGAUGUUUUACACAUGUCAAUAAAAUUUAUUGACAAAGAUUAAAAGUAUAGAGGUAAUGCAACUUAACCUUUCGCGAUAUGCUCGGUGUUUUUCCCUUUUCGACUUCACUUUUCUCGAUAUGCUCGAUGUUUUUCACUUUUCGACUUAACUUUUCUCAAUAUGCUCGAUGUUUUUCUAUUUUCGACAAAUAUUUAAUUGAAAAAAAAUAUACAUCGUGAUUUUCGAGAUAAACAUUGUGAGACGGAUGGACAGACAGACAGACAGAUGGAGAGUAAACCUAUAGUAAUCUCCAUAUUUCCAUGUAUUAACAUACCAAAUUACAUUAACCUAGCCACUAUAAUUUUUAGUCAUCAAAGGAUCCAUAUGGGAAAACUAUAUUUUGACUAUUUCUGUUGCCAUAGCAACAUGAAUUUUAACAAAGUGUUGUUCAUAAUUUCAAUAUUGCCCUCUAUUCACAUACAAAAUUACAUUGAUCUAGCUAGUAUCAAAGCUUUGAUAGUGUUUGAUAUAUUUAGUCGAGCUAAAAAGGACAAUCAUAUAUAACUGAAUGGGAGGGAGGAGGGGAGGGGGCGGGGCGUGUGGAAGUGCUCUUUUGAAAUUUCACAUGUUCAUACUGAAAUAGAGCUGGAAAAUAAAAAGAAUAACUGGGGGAGGGAUGUCACUCUGGUGGAGGGGGUGCAGGGUGUCGGGAUGCGGGGAACUGUUGUUUUGAAAUUUCACAUUUUCACAUGUUUAUAUUGAAAAUAUAGCUGAACAAUAGAUUUUUUAAGGGGGGGGGGGGGGGGGGCAGGUCACCUCAGUGUGGGGAGGGGGUUGUGAUGUGGGGGUGGGGUGGAAGUGGGUGGAGUGUUGUUGUGUUAUUAUGAAAUUUCACAUGUUCAUAUUGAAAUAUAGCCGAAAAAUAAAAUCAUAAAUGAAACAAUAAUUCUGUGCAGACAAGACCACAAUUUAGACAAGUUUUGCCCUUUUAGGGGAUAUAACUCUCGAGUCAAUCAUGGGAUAUGCCUGGUUCAAGAAAGGAACCAAGAUCUUUUGGUGGUAAAAGUUAUGUGCAAGUUUAGUUAAAAUCAACUCACAAACAAGAAUGGUUUUUGUAACAAAAACACAUGUCUCCCCCAGCCUCCAUGAUUUGUUACAGUGACUAUUUGUGCCAAGUAAUUUGAAAAUCCUUUAAGGUGUUUAAACAAUACAGCCCGGACACGAUUUGUGAAGGACAGACGGACGAACUUACAGGAUUUGUGGGGUAAUCCCUUAUAUUACCUAUUAUCUUCCUUUGAUCCUUUUAACCCCACAAUACUAAUUUUUAACCCCACAAUACCAAUUUAACCCCAGAAUGACCACAACCUCAGAAUGUCAAAUUCAACAGAAACGCUAACCCCAAAUUUACAUGUGGGCACGUCGGGACAGACAGACGGACAGACAGACAACUCGGGGAAAACAAUAUGUCUCCCUAGAAUAUUUCUGGCGUAGACAUAAUGAAACCAUCACUGUGCAGACAAGACCAAUAUAGGCAAUUUUUGAACCUGACGUGUUUAAAUAUCACGUGACAUGCAUAAUUAUAUCGCUUAAAGUAAAAGUUCUCGAGAAAAAGAUGUAACAAGUCGAGUAAAUUAUGUUGAAAUACCAAAUACAUUUAUCUUCUUGUUAUGUUUCUUGACGACUUCGCUGAAAGAUCUAGUUAGACGUGUAGAAGUUAAUCGCAUUGACAAAUAUUUUACGCAAUUCGAUAAAAAAGUAUGCGUAAUGAUUAAAAACAUUUACGUAUAAUGUAUUAAUUAUCACGCCUUCAUCAGAUGUUUUUGUUCAAAACGAAAAGACACAAGUUGACUUGACGCGAAACUUUUAGAUAAGUGGAGGCCCUGAUAAGCUUCCGUAAGUAUAUGUUCAAGGCAAAUAUACUUUAAUUAUACGCGAGGUUGCCGGUAUAUGGCAAGCCAAACGUUGCUAAAUUAUAUACACUGUGCGUGUUAUUCUUUUUAACAGUUGCCAAAUGAUUAUUUUCUGGCUGUAUGUGUCGCAUUCAUAAUGCGUAUAUUUAUAUUCUAAUGUUUCUUACACUUAUGACAAAAAAUCAUAAAACUUAAUUCAUGCAAUGGCUUUAUUUCACACCCACGACGUCAAAUAUGUAGUAAUAUAUUACAUCAAUACACAUUCAGUUUUGCAUAUUUUUACAAAACUAAUUUUUAAACUCCAUACAGUAUAGGUCUAUAUCUAGUUACAUUAGAACAUGUAACGCUAAGAGCAAGUUUAUAAUCAAUUACAUAAAAUCAAUAAACAUGUAAUAAAUGCAUUUUAUAUACAAGCGGUCUUUUGCGAAAUAAUAUUGCGCACCCAAAGUCGCGCAUUUUUUUUCCGCUGCAGAACUGGCGCAUAUUUUUCGAUGCAAAACUAAUAACCUAUAAUUAUUGCUCUGUAUGAUAAGAUGUAUGUCAUAAAACUGCUAGGAAUGAUUAACCAUUUUACCUUUAAAUAAGUCGAGUCAAAUUUCUGGCCAUAUUUUUAAACUAUUUGUAUAAAGAUUUUGUUGGGUAACUUGAUAUGACAUAACAUUCUGUGUCGGAUAUGCUACAAUACGAGUAUGACCUAUUUAAUUAUCAUGUGCUAACUUGUGUAAAUAUUCUUAUUUCAUUUCUUACUCUCUUUUUUUCUUUUCUUUUUGUGUGUGUGUGUUUUUUUUAAAUAGGUAUGUAUGUGCAAAACUGUCAAAGUGGGUUUGAAAUUGAGUAUUAUGUUACUUGUUAUAAACAUUCUUAUCUAUUAGAGGUUGGUCAAAAAUCCUGAUACGAGCUUUCAGCUACCAGCGAAACAUGGUAGACCUCUAGUAUUCGAGAUACUAAAUUAUGAGUUAUAAAUGACAAUAGAAUAUAUGAAGAUAUACAAAGGAUGAAAUUAACAUGCUGAAUUUUGGGAGGGUGUUAGUACAAUCGCUAUCUAACUGUAAUAAUUAUACGCUGUUUUUUUUAACAAACUUGCUUUCUGGAUGCUGAAAUUGUCUCUACAGGAACCUUAAAUUAUUGCGUGCGCACAACCAAAAUGGUUCACAACAAGAACAAUACACCAUUCAUGUUUUGUAAUAUUUUUUUAGUUCAGUUUUAGUUUACACUAGUUUAAUUAAGCUCGACUAUGCUUCAAGCUUAUUUUAAUCACUCUCGAGUUUGCUUCCUGGUAAAAAAACAGUAUUGGUGUCAUAUGGUCGUGAUUCAGUGAGGCUCAAAUCCGCAACCCCUGGGUUGAGCAGCCGACAAGUUCACCGCUUCUUUUUUUAGCUAUAUUACACGGGGAAAACAAUUAUCAACAAAGUGUGUGUCUUCCAAGAAAUGGACGGACUCUCUGUAGAAUCUGUGCAAAUUUAUUAUGAUUUUAUGGCAUUUUUCACGAUUCCGCAUGCAACUCAUUGCUGUAUUUUGUAGUAUGGCACCAAGCGAAGAAAACAUUAUUGUAACUUCAACAACUUUAAUGUUGGGCAAUAGGUUAGACCUGUAAGCUGAGACGUCCAUUGUUGUGCCACCACUGAUCAUUUCAGCUUAAAAAGAUUGUCGAUAUUUGCACAAAAAUAAAGUUCUUCUCUUCCGGUCCAUCCAUACCGGUAUUUUGAAAAUAUGUUUCAAAUUAAUAUAACAUGUACACAAGACUUGGUGUUUCCGCCCGCAAUAUUGAAAGAAAGCAUGAAGAAAUAAAUAGCUGUACACAUAUGUGCUCAUUUCUUUAUUUCUGAAUUCUAAGUAUAAUGUAAGAUUUCAGGAAUAUAACAGACCACUCCUGAACACUUUGUUCGCAAUGUUAUAUAAAUACAAUAAUAUUUGCUUAAUGUUGAUUUUGAAGGUGCCGGUACUUCAAAGUUGGAAAUGUUCCACGGGCAACAAUCAUAUUAUAGGCCUACGUAUUGUCUCCCCUGUGUUCUUCUGUUAUUACAUACUUUGCUUGGUGUCACAUUAACUGAUGAAACUUGUGCAGUUGCCGCGACUCAAAACUUUAUUUUCGGAAAGGCUUACACAUUUAAAUUGAAUGAAUACAACGGUCUAUAUACAAAAAUCAUUCGUCUUAUGAAGUUUUUAUUGAGAUUACAUGUUCGCAUUUGCUCAUCCUUAUGCCUGUUUUCUUCUUUUUUUAUGAUCUUCCUAGUCAUUAUAUGGUAGGAAUGUAGAUGUACAUAAUCUUAUGCUUUGUAUUGUUUUAAUUUAUAUAUUUGUUUUCUCCACUGGCUGUUGUUUUUCUAACAAUAGUACAGUUACUGUUCUAGAUAAAAACAUUUUUUUUUUGUUAGCAUGUACUUUAGAUUUGUAUCUGAACAAAUAGUCGCCAAACCUCAAUUUCCACAACAUCGCAGUGCCGCCAGGUCAUGUUUUAAACAAUUGAAUUUUUAACCAAUUAGGGACCUCCUGUAAAAGUUAAAGGUAUCUGUCUGUGUGUGAUGGACUUGAGUUCUGCAAGAGAAAGGAUGUAAAACACAAUAAUGAGCCGCACCAUGAGAAAACCAACAUAGUGCAUUUUGCGACCAGCAUGGAUCCAGACCAGCCUGCUGUUCGCUUUCUGCAAUUAGAGAAACCGUUAGCAGGCAGCACGGAUCCUGACCACACUGCGAGGAUGCACAGGCUGGCCUGGAUCCAUGCUGGUCGCAAAUGCACUAUGUUGGUUUUCUCAUGGUGCAGCUCAGUCAUCCUGGACACUAUUGAUAAUCUAUAUGAUUAUCUUAAAACAUAAAUAUCCACAAAAUUCUGUAACAGUUUAAACUAAGUUUUAUGUAGUCAAUAUAUUUGUUAUAGCUGCAAUGUUCACAAUUAUAUAAAAGAACUUUCAAAAUAGAUUUUGUUUGUGUGCUAAAUGCUUUUAGCGGCGUUCUGAAGUCCACUUAUUCUUAUUUUAACAGAAGAUAUUAAUAUCUUAAUAAAAAUCUGUAUCUAUA